AUGAGAUCCGGCUGUGGGGGCGCCGGCAGCGUGCGGGAGGUGGAGGUGGUGUCUGGUCUGCCGGCGAAGAGGAGCACGGAGAGGCUUGAUCGCCUUGAUGAAGAUUUCCAUGUUAUGGUGUUCAGUAUUAUUGGUGGCGAUCAUAAACUUGUGAAUUAUCAAUCCACCACCACUAUGUAUGAGGAUGAGACGGAGAAAGGCGGCGGGAGGACGGUGGUGUUUGAAUCGUACGUGGUGGAUAUUCCGGUGGAUAGUUGUGAAGAAGAUACUUGUGCGUUUGCCGAUACGAUAAUAGGGUGUAAUCUCAAAUCUCUAGCCAAAAUCGCAGAGAAAAUGGCAUGCACAUGA
Fraxinus pennsylvanica is the source of this 348-nucleotide messenger RNA. The record is from the annotation of a GenBank genome assembly. Lineage: Eukaryota; Viridiplantae; Streptophyta; Magnoliopsida; Lamiales; Oleaceae.